ACUCCGUACCUCUCCCCUCCCCUCUCCCUUUCAUCAUCAUCAACACCACACUUGAUCAUGUCCUUGCUCAUGGCAUAGCAUCUCACAGACAAUUAAAGUCUUUCUUCUACACCCUAGUAUUUGAUUCAUUCUCUACUUCCCCGUUCUUAGUCCCGCAGAUGAUAGCGUUCGUCACCCCAACUCAUCGCGGUGGGUUCACGUCGUCAUCACUGCGGAGUGUCCCGAACUCAUACUAUCAAUGCUAAUGCGACAGCUGUCUCUUAAUUAUCUUGCCUACUCCUACAACCCUGGUACAUUUCUGACACAUGACAGCCCUUCUUCUUUUGUGCAUCUCUCAAAGACGAAGAAGAACCAAUAACCUCUGCGUUAUUACUCUUCAAGAUGGGUGUAUACCAGUCCACUGAGUCUGCGGGUCAUAAGUCAUCUCCAGAGGAGCUGAGCUAUGUGCUUGCCGAGCGCUUCGCCACUAAAUGCUUCACCCCUUUGGAGCUCACCCACUUCAAAGACAACUUCUACAGCCGCGCAAUUGAACAAGGCGGGGUUAAGUAUUGGAAUGAGAAGAUACUCUCCGACUUCCUUGGAGUUCCGGAUAGCAGCGACUCCCAAUGCCCCCUCGACGCGGGUCCGGUGAUCUUCCGCAUGGUUUCGUACCUGGGCGCUUUUCCGUUUCAGAACACGCUGGCGCCGAGUGUACUCACAUUCGAUGCUAUGGUGAAGGUCGUUGUUUUGCUCACGGAAAGAUAUGGGAAGGUGCUCAGAAAGGCACGCAGAGACCGCAUCAGGCUACUGUUUGGGAGCUUAGCAGAUGUUGGGAGAAGAGAUGAGGAAAAGUCGGCAAAUAGCGAUGUGUCCCACGGGGACGACGCACCGGGGAAGACUGCGUCGAAGUCCCAUGCUCCCGGUUUCGCCAUAGAUGCUCCUGCCAACGACGGGUACGAGGAUGAAGAGGAUGAUGACUUGGCUCUGGCUGCCUUGGAAUCGCUCGACGCGAUCGAGGUCUUCAAACAUGAUUCUCGCGUAGAGAGAGCGGUCUAUGAAGCUCGAAUCUCCGACAAUACGUUUCGUCGCCUGCUUAUGCUGCUAGUUGUGAUAUCUGAUCUAAAGACCGCCGAGUCUGCAGCAGUCUACACCUCGAAUCUGAGCGGGACUCGUAUGGAUUCAAUCCGAAAACAAACAGACAGCAUUAUGGCAGCCUUUCAACAGGAAUCAUCGGGAGGGAUCAGGUACAAGUCUUUCGCAGAAAGCGUGGCCUCCUCGUUACCGUACUUGUUUGACCCCUUGACACCAUUGUUUGAGCAUUUCUUGUUCAGCAAGAACUUGGACCUUUCCCAGAAGCGCGAUACGCCGCAUUUGACGGAGUCUAAAUCUGAUAAACCCGCGUUGAACGAGUUGCAGUCCUCGCCCUCGAUUAUGCUCGAGGGAAGUUUUGAAUCAGUGAUAUUGAACACGAGCAUCAUCUCACACCUCUCCUUCUUCCUUCCCUCUACAUCCGAGGACCUUAAUUUUCUUCGCGGCCAUACGCGCUUGCACCCUGUCUUUUCGACGGCCGCGCAUGGGUCAUCACUCACAUCCUUUUCGCACAACGUCCUCACCUGGUCAUCGGGUACCCUACUCCUCCUUGAGGGUGUAUCCGAGACAAACGGCCCGGUAAUUCUCGGCGCAUAUUUACCACAGCCGUGGAAGUCACCGUCAUCGAGUACCACUUCUUCCACAUUCUCCAACUCCGUCCUCCCUUGUCUUUUCCAACUCUCCCCAAAACACGUGCUUCUGCAGGGAAACUCUUCCCCGUCUGUACAAAGGCCAGACACUCCCGCCGCCUAUUUCUCUACGAGCUCGGGAAUAUCUAUCGGGUGUCGUAUUCCGCCCUCGUCGCGCAGCAACCACAAGCCUCCCGCUCCCCUCGGGGCAGGCAGUCUGACCAUUGAUGCCAAUCUCGAGACAGCGACCUUUUACGUUUCCCCUGUCGGUCACGACGGAUCGUUUCUUCCUCCAAUGCCCAGCACAGGGACCGAAACCACAUACAAGACGAAAAUAGACAUCUAUAACCUGGAGAUCUGGGGCCUUGUCCCCGACCCGACCAUCAGCAUCUCCGAGGACGGGAAAAGCGCCGUCGAGCUCCAACAGGCGAAGUGGGCCUUCGAAGCGCGCGAGGCGGAGCGGCGGCGGAAUCUCAACCUCAAGGCCGGGGCGGGUGACUCGGCGGCCGAAAGUGCUCGCUGGCUGUUGGAGACCGCCGGCAUCAUUGGGGACGAUAGUCGACGAGGCGGCGCACGUGUGGUCUGAUUGGAGACGAUCGUAACACGUUCGCGGUUGUUCGAGAUUGUAUAUGAUGUUUGCGUAGAGAAAGUCUCCUCAGACCCAAGUUUGAUUUGGUCAAGCAUAUUUGCACGUAGCUUUAUCUGUUGGCG
Messenger RNA from Aspergillus japonicus CBS 114.51, 2408 nucleotides. Its product is annotated as TLD domain-containing protein. NCBI's taxonomy places the organism in Eukaryota, Fungi, Ascomycota, Eurotiomycetes, Eurotiales, Aspergillaceae. The coding region runs from base 382 to 2283 and encodes 633 amino acids. The transcript has 2 exons. The record is from RefSeq and is a predicted model, not a curated record.